Gekko japonicus is the source of this 1175-nucleotide messenger RNA. RefSeq names its product T-lymphocyte activation antigen CD80-like. The transcript is spliced from 6 exons. Bases 277 to 897 code for a protein of 206 amino acids. Lineage: Eukaryota; Metazoa; Chordata; Lepidosauria; Squamata; Gekkonidae. The record is from RefSeq and is a predicted model, not a curated record.
UCCUUCUCCCCAGCCGCAAGCCCUUGCCUUGCCAAGCGGUGAUCCUGAGUGGGGAUUUCAAGGGGAAGCGGGGCGAGCAGCUCACGCGGUCGGUCGCUGCUACCUGCUGGAUGGGCAGAGAAGGCGCUGGGGGCUGGCGGCCCGGAAAUCCCCUCCGGGAGGCGUGGCGGUGGCGGGUUUCGAUUGCUUUCCCCUCCCCUCUGAAGAGAGCUUUUCUGCUUUCUUGGUGGAAGAGGCUCCCUUCUUUUCUGCCGGCGCCGGUGUGGGCAUGAAAGGAUGGCACCCAAGGGCCUUGGACUUUGGAUAUUGUUUCUUUUGAUUCAGGAAGGUGUCUCUGCAGGUGGUGAAAAAGACUGUCCGCAUGCCAGAGCCAUACAAGGGGAAUAUGUUGAACUAAAAUGCUGUUAUCCUGAAAAAGACUUGUCAGAUUCAUUCCGAGUACAAUGGCAACUUCAAGGCAAAGAUGAUUGUGUAGUAGCUGCCUGUCUUCCUGAUUCAAUUGCUGAAUUCCAAUGCGAACGUUACAAGAAUAGGACUAAGUUCGAAAAUUAUUGCUUGCAUCUUGUGUUGCUAAAUGUCAGUUUGGAAGACAACAAAACAUAUGAGUGCAUAUUACAGAAAAAGAAGGAGGGUGCAUAUCAAAAGAUAUUUCAUGGACUGAUAAGAUUUGAAGUGGUGGAGAUGAACGAUACAGCAAAUGAAAGCCAAAAUGCUACUUAUUUGGAAUCACCCACACCCAACCAUGAUACACAUGACAACCAACAACAGAUAUACGUGAUGGUCAUGUCUCUUGCAGCUGCUGUUGUGUUUAUCACAAUCAUUAUAUGGAUCCUGACUAAAAGGAAGUGUUCUCUUCACAGAGCAUAUAAUGCUCCUGUUGGCAUGGGCAUGUCAUAGAAAGCUGCCAAGACACUGAGAGACACCGCAGUGCUACUUUUCAAAGACAGUGGCAGAUAUUUGUGAUUGUCUUUCGGCAGAAGAACACAGAUUGGAAUGAAACUGUGGUGUAUUCAAUCUGUCAAAUGUAUGUAUGUGAACUCCCUGAUUGAAUCACCUUGUGAAGCUUCGUCCUGGGCUGGGAUCCAAAUCCCUAAACUACAAUUGGUAGUCCAGGAAGAGCCGACCAAUCACCAACAUCCAGUUCCCUGAGAGGAAACACUUGUGAUUGGACCUUA